AUGUUCUCUAAAUUGUUCAACUUCGGCAAGACCGUUCAACUCUAAAACACUUGCAAAAGAUUCUUUGAUUUGCAUGAAUAUUAAUCUAAGGAUAUCAUGAGAAAGUUCAAUAUCAGAGUCUAAAAGGGUGAUAUCGCUUUGACUCCUGAAUAAGCAAGAAAAGUCGCUGAACCCCUUGACCCAACUGGUGGUCUUAUUCUUAAGGCUUAAGUCCAUGCUGGUGGUAGAGGAAAAGGUCACUUGACUUCUGGUUUAAAGGGUGGUGUUAAAGUUCUUAAGACUCCUCAAGAAGUUGAAACCUACACUAAGUAAAUGAUUGGUUAUAACCUCAUCACUCACCAAACCCCCAAGGCUGGUUUGAGAGUCGAUGCUGUCUUAGUCCACGAAGGUGUUGACAUCGUCAGACAAAUCUACUUAGCUUUCAUUUUAGAUAGAAACUCUCAAAAACCCGCUAUCGUUGCUUCUGUUAACGGUGGUGUUGAUAUUGAAGAAGUUGCUAAAACUCACCCUGAAAGCAUCAUCGUUCAACCCAUCUGCCCUUCUGCUGGUUUGACUGAUGCUGACUUAAAUACUGUCAUUUCCAAGUUAUAAUUAACUCACAUCGCUGAAGAUGCUAAGACUCAAAUUAAAAACCUCUAUUAAAUGUUCAACAAGCUCGAUGCUACCCAAGUUGAAAUCAACCCUUGGGCCACCGAUCCUAAGGACAAGCUUUACUGCGUUGAUGCUAAGAUUAACAUCGAUGAUAAUGCCAAAUUCAGACAAUAAGAAUUAGUUCAAUUAAGAAAGAACUCCGUUGCCAGUGAAGAUGUUGAUCCUCAUGAAGAAAAGGCCAUCCAAGCUGGUUUGGCUUACGUUGCUCUUGACGGUAACAUUGGUUGCUUAGUUAACGGUGCUGGUUUGGCUAUGGGUACCAUGGAUAUCAUUAAGUUAUGUGGUGGUUCUCCUGCUAACUUCUUAGAUGUUGGUGGUGGUGCUAACGUUGAAUAAGUUAAGACUGCUUUCGAAAUCUUGAACGCUCACCCUAAGGUCGAAACCGUCUUUAUUAAUAUUUUCGGUGGUAUCCUUUCUUGCAAGCUCAUUGCUGAAGGUAUUAUCAAGGCCGCCUAAUUAGUUUCUUUGAGAGUUCCUUUGGUUGUUCGUCUCUCUGGUAACUAAGCUGAUGUUGGUAGAAAAUUACUCUUAGAAUUCACCGAUAAGAAUCCCUCUAUUAAAAUUAGAGUCGGAUAGGACCUCGGUGACUCUGCUGAACUCGCUGUCAAGACUGCCAACGAAUUUGCCGGAAGACAUUGA
This is a messenger RNA of Tetrahymena thermophila SB210, 1290 nucleotides long. Its product is annotated as succinyl-CoA ligase [GDP-forming] subunit beta. NCBI's taxonomy places the organism in Eukaryota, Ciliophora, Oligohymenophorea, Hymenostomatida, Tetrahymenidae. Gene Ontology annotation, biological process: tricarboxylic acid cycle; succinyl-CoA metabolic process. The record is from RefSeq and is a predicted model, not a curated record. Gene Ontology annotation, cellular component: mitochondrion; succinate-CoA ligase complex. Gene Ontology annotation, molecular function: succinate-CoA ligase (ADP-forming) activity; ATP binding. The transcript is spliced from 3 exons.